AUGGCUGCUUUGAUCCCUAACAAAAAGAAAGGCAGCUCAGAGAGUUCCAGCUUCACGGCCGUUAACACUAACGGUGCUAGCACAGAAAGUUCCAACUUCACAAAUGGUGCCCAACAGCCGUACCAAGGAGAAGGGGCUGACGGCAUCGAAAAUCAAUCACAAACUUCACAACAGCGGCAAGUAAUUUCUCAACAACGACAGUCAUUCCAAGAACAAACGCCUAGCUUCAUCGCGAGACCCACCUUCGGCUUAGUCGAUUUUGUUUUACUGGAAACCUUAGGAACCGGAACGUUCGGACGUGUGUUCCUCACCAAAUUCAAACAUACCGAGAAUUAUUAUGCAAUGAAAGUAUUGAAAAAGCUCGAAGUGGUUAGACUCAAGCAAGUUGAACAUAUCAACUCUGAAAAGCUCAUCUUAAGCCAAGUUCACCAUCCGUUCAUCGUAAAUCUAUUUUGUACAUUUCAAGAUGAUAAGAAUUUAUAUAUGUUACUUGAGUACGUUAUCGGAGGAGAAUUAUUUUCACAUCUACGGAAAGCUGGACGUUUCAGCAACGACAUGACACGUUUUUAUGCUGCGGAGAUUGUUCUUGCUAUCGAAUAUUUACAUUCCAAAGACAUUAUCUAUCGAGAUCUCAAACCUGAAAAUUUACUAUUGGACUCGAGAGGUCAUGUGAAGAUUACUGACUUUGGAUUUGCAAAAAAGGUCGAAGACCGCACCUGGACGUUAUGUGGUACCCCAGAAUAUUUAGCUCCAGAGAUAAUCAAGAGUAAUGGGCAUGGAAAACCAGUGGAUUGGUGGGCGCUGGGUAUUCUAAUAUUUGAAAUGCUGGCCGGUUAUCCUCCAUUCUUUGACGAUAACCCCUUUGGUAUUUACGAAAAAAUUCUUGCUGGAAAGAUACAAUUUCCAUCACAUUUUGACAAUCUCGCAAAAGACCUUAUCAAACGUCUUUUAACGGCUGAUCGUACAAAACGAUUAGGUAACCUCAGAGGGGGCAGCGAAGAUGUAAAGAAACAUAAAUGGUUCCGUGGGGUUGAUUGGCAAGGUUUAUGUGACAGACGCGUGCAGGCGCCGAUCAUUCCACCAUAUCAACAUCCAGGAGAUACUAGUAAUUUCGAAAAGUAUCCAGAACCAUCGGAUGAAGAAGGUGGAAUCGGUAACACAGGAGACCCCUAUCGACAUCUUUUCAUAAAUUUCUGA
Molecule: messenger RNA, 1197 nt
Organism: Acaulospora morrowiae
Lineage: Eukaryota; Fungi; Glomeromycota; Glomeromycetes; Diversisporales; Acaulosporaceae
Source: the annotation of a GenBank genome assembly